Messenger RNA from Anarrhichthys ocellatus (wolf-eel), 5886 nucleotides. It is a transcript of the gene pik3c2a, whose product is annotated as phosphatidylinositol-4-phosphate 3-kinase, catalytic subunit type 2 alpha. Gene Ontology annotation, biological process: phosphatidylinositol-mediated signaling; cell migration; phosphatidylinositol 3-kinase/protein kinase B signal transduction. Gene Ontology annotation, cellular component: phosphatidylinositol 3-kinase complex; cytoplasm; plasma membrane. NCBI's taxonomy places the organism in Eukaryota, Metazoa, Chordata, Actinopteri, Perciformes, Anarhichadidae. The transcript is spliced from 33 exons. The record is from RefSeq and is a predicted model, not a curated record. Bases 178 to 5352 code for a protein of 1724 amino acids. Gene Ontology annotation, molecular function: 1-phosphatidylinositol-4-phosphate 3-kinase activity; 1-phosphatidylinositol-3-kinase activity; phosphatidylinositol binding.
CAACCACCUCAACAGGAACUGACGUCUCUUCGGUGCAAGUGGAUGGAAAAAAAAAUGCAGCUGCAGGAAAAAUGGCUCCAAACACCGCACCGCUAAAAGGUGUUUAAAGAUCUGCUACACAACCCUUUCAGCCACACUUACAAGCUGUCACACUCAUGGCACCUUCCAGUUGACACAAUGGCCCAGAUAUCAAGUGGUAAUGGGUUCAAGGUGGUUGUCCCCCAGCCAAAGGGGGUUGUGGGUAAAGAGGAAGCCCUCCGCAUGGAGGAAGAGGCUUUAGCAAAGUUGCAAAGGGAUAAGAGACCCACUCUUUCAGCUUCGACAUCCUCGUCUUCCUCUGCAGCCUCCUUAUCCUCCUCCAAAGCAUCUAAAUCUACCACUACUGCUCCUCGGCCUUUACCCGCCACCAACAGACCCGAAAAGGACCUCAUUGUCUUCCCAGAGACCAAGAAGCCGGCAGAGCAGGACAAGUUCAGGGAUAUCGAUGUUGACAAGCUGACCAAUGAGGAACUUGAAAAGCUCCUACUGGAUGAAAACUUUGGGGUUAACAGCAAAGUGUCCCGCCCCUCGUCCCUGCUGGGGUUUAACCUCAGCGCCUCCUACCCUGGAGGCAACCUCGGUAGCUCCUCUCCCUUCCACAGUGGCCAGUGGACACCUGUUCUGUCCACCCCAUUGAACUCCAGUGUGUCCACUCCCACCCACCAGCCUACCCCGCUUUUCCCCUCUGCUCCGUUCCCCAAACCAGGCACAUUUCAGAAUGGCUUCACUCCGACCAUGUCGCCCUUCAUGGCCCUGACGGCGACGCAGCCGUCCUUCAUGGCCUUCACUCCCAUCCAGCCCGCUGCUGCCAUGGUCUUCCCGCAGCCGGCCGUGGACCCGGAGAUGGUCAAACUGUUCGACAAGAUUGCCAGCACCUCAGAAUACUUGAAGAAUGGCAAAUCGGCCGGCACUGAGGUAGAUUCCUCUCAAGCGGGCGCAGCUUCUCUUGCGCCCAACCCACCACCCCAGCAGCCAGCAGUGGUGGAAUCCCCCAGCAUCAGCCGCUUUGACUGGCUGGAUCUGGACCCACUGACAAAGCACAAAGCUGAGAAUGAGGAAGCAUCUAUGGCAUCGGGGGGCGCUGCGCCGACAGUACCGGGAGUCGCGGGGGAUCCCUGGGACGCAGUGCUCGAGACCGAAGGGAACAGCAGCAGCAGCACCAGCCCUCCGCCGGAGGUGAAGGCGUUGCUGACGGUUCGCUCACAGCACAGGAGAGCAUCAACGGGAGCCUCCGUAACCAGGAGUCACUCGCUCAACAUCCCGGGGACCUCCUCCCAGCACAAACCAAACAACCAGGACAAGGGAAAAGGUUUGGUGAAGAACGCCGCUCUGGAAGAACAGGACGCUCAAAGCCUCGAGGUUAUCGCCUUCUGUGAAGACGUAGCAGCUCUGCGCUCCAAAUUCCCUCAUGGCGACAUGUCCACCAACCCCGGCUUCGUCCUGAGCCCCGUCAUUACGCAGAGAGACAGCGGAGGGGACAGCAGCUGCUCUGUCAAGGUUUCUAUUGAAAUCUCAGAAUCUCAGCAGCCGGUAACCUUCACCUGUGACGUGAGCUCUCCGGUGGAGUUGUUGAUCAGUCAGACUCUCUGCUGGGUCCACGAUGACCUGGACCAGGUGGACUUCUCCAGCUACCUGCUCAAAGUCUGUGGUCAGGAGGAGGUGCUGCAGAAUAAACACAGCUUAGGCAGCCAUGAGUACGUCCAGAACUGCAGGAAGUGGGAGAAUGAGAUCACGUUACAGCUGCUCUCUCACUCCACCAUGAGAAGAGACUUGGCCCGCAGCGCGGAAGACGACAACUCUCUGGUAGAUUUAGAGAAGCACCUGGGCCAAGUGGAGCGGCCGUUCAAGGAGAACGUCACCAGACAAGGCCUGGCUGAUUAUUUAGAAGGCUAUCACAAUCAAGUCAACAUCUGCCUUCAAAAUGAGAGCACCCAGUACAAGACCGUGGACCGGGUGGUGCAGACUUUGAAGAACCUAUGCUGUGGUCUGGAUGAGGUGGAGACCCGAGCCAUUACAGAGGCUGUCAAAAGGCUGCGACACCUCGUCAAUUUACCCAGGACACGCUCACCCAAGAUGGGGUCCACAUCGUCCGGUCAAUCAUCAAAUGGUCACACCAGUCCUCUGGAGGAGGGCAUGGCCGUACUGACGCAGGCCGUCUACGACCUGGCCAAGCUCUACCUGCGCUCCUUCUGCCCCCCCUCCGCCUCCUUCAGCUCUCCUCCGUUGCCCCAUGCUGCGGACGGGGAAGGCGCAGAGGGGAGGAGCAGCAAAGAGGCUUCUGGCACCACAGACCACCUCCAGUUCACUCUGUUCGCAUUGCACGGCAUCCCGGCCAACUGGGUCAGCAGUUAUGAGAAGUACUUCCUGAUGUGUUCCCUCACCCACAAUGGCAAGAACCUGUUUAAACCGGUCCAGUCCAAGAGGGUGGGCACAUACAAAAGCUUCUUCUACCACAUCAAAUGGGAUGAACUGAUCAACUUUCCGAUAGCAGUAGCUGUUCUCCCGCUGGAGUCCAUACUGAGCCUGACUCUGUUCGGGGUGCUGAACCAGAAUGCCAGCGGCUCCCCGGACUCCAACAAACAGAGGAAAGCUCCAGAGCUGCUGGGCAAAGUCUCUCUGCCGCUCUUUGACUUCAGACGGGUGCUUGCCAAGGGCAGCAGGUUGUUGUGUCUGUGGACAUCCGCCCAGGGAGCUGCUGCCGCCGCCGGCUCUACAGCCAGCCGCAAGAGGGUGCCCACAGAGAGAAUAGUAUUACAGGUGGACUUCCCCAACUCAGCGUUGGAUGUUUUGUACGUGGGACCAAAGGAAGAACCCAGCCCGGAGCUCAACACGCUGGAGGAACUGGACCCUGAUCUGCGACGCAAACUGGAGAAAAUCUGCAGCCGUGCUUCCAAUUUUGGGCUGAAGAGGGCCGACCACCAGCUCCUAUGGGACCAUCGGCUCCACUGUCGGAAGGACCACCCCAGCAGCCUCCCUAAGGUGCUGGCCAGCGUGCCCAGCUGGGACUGGGCCAGCAUGGCUCACAUCCACUCCCUGCUGCACCACUGGCCCCCUCUGCCCCCCGUCACUGCGCUGGAGCUGCUCGAAUCAAAGUUUGCAGAUACAGAUGUAAGAAAUCUGGCUGUUAGCUGGAUUGAGAAGAGCAGUGACGAUGAGCUGACUGACUACCUGCCACAGCUAGUUCAGGCGUUAAAGUUUGAGUGUCACCUUAAGAACGGCCUCGUCAUGCUCCUGCUGUCCAGAGCACAAGGCAACAUCAACAUUGCCCACUACCUCUACUGGCUGCUGAAGGACGCUGUGCAGGAUCCUGCCUGGGGACGACGCUACGAGCAGGUGCUGGGUGCUCUGCUGUGUCUGUGUGGAGUCAAGCUGAGGGCCGAGCUGGAGAAGCAGACUCACCUGGUCACCCUGCUGGGAGCUGUGGCCGAGAGGGUUCGACAGGCCGGGUCGUCUACGCGACAGGUGGCGCUGCAGGAGGGCCUUGAAAACGUUCAAAACUUUUUCCAGAGGAACAGCUGCCGGGUGCCUCUCAGCCCCAGUCUGGUGGCUAAGGAGCUAAACAUUAAGGCCUGCUCCUUCUUCAACUCCAACGCAGUUCCUCUCAAGCUGGCCCUGGUCAACGCAGACCCACUGGGAGAAGAGAUCAAUGUUAUGUUCAAGGUCGGAGAGGACCUGAGGCAGGACAUGUUGGCCCUUCAGAUGAUCCGCAUCAUGGACCGCAUCUGGCUGCAAGAGGGGCUGGACCUCCGCAUCGUCAACUUCAAAUGCAUCUCCACCGGCAAGGACAAAGGCAUGGUGGAGCUGGUGCCGUCCUCCGACACCCUGAGAAAGAUCCAGGUGGAGUACGGCGUCACCGGAUCCUUCAAGGACAAGCCGCUGGCCGAGUGGCUCCGCAAGUACAACCCUGCCGAGGAUGAGUAUGAGAAGGCAUCGGAGAACUUCAUCUACUCGUGUGCGGGAUGCUGCGUGGCAACCUACGUACUGGGCAUCUGCGAUCGCCAUAAUGACAACAUCAUGCUGCGCUCCACUGGCCACAUGUUCCACAUCGACUUCGGCAAGUUCCUGGGCCACGCCCAGAUGUUUGGCAGCUUCAAAAGGGACCGCGCUCCGUUCGUUCUGACCUCUGACAUGGCGUACGUCAUCAACGGAGGCGAGCGUCCCACCAGUCGCUUCCAGCUGUUUGUAGACUUGUGUUGCCAGGCCUACAACCUCAUCCGCAAGCACUCCGGGCUUUUCCUCAACCUGUUGUCACUGAUGACGUCCUCAGGCCUCCCAGAGCUGACCGGCUCUCAGGAUCUAAAGUACGUGUUUGACGCCCUGCAGCCCCACAACACGGAUGCUGAGGCAACGAUCUUCUUCACCAGGCUGAUAGAGUCCAGUCUGGGCAGCGUUGCCACCAAGUUCAACUUCUUCAUCCACAACCUCGCCCAGCUACGAUUCUCUGGUUUGCCGGCCAACGACGAGCCCAUCCUGUCUUUCUCCCCCAAGACGUACACUCUGAAACAGGAGGGCCGCAUCGUCCACGCCUCCAUCUUCUCCUUCCAGAAGAGAUACAACCCCGACAAGCACUAUACGUAUGUGGUGAGGCUCCUGAGGGAAGGUCAGAACGAGCCCCAGUUUGUCUUCCGCACUUUCGAUGAGUUCCAGGAGCUCCACAACAAACUCACCAUCCUCUUCCCGCUCUGGAAGCUGCCGAGUUUCACCAACAAGAUGGUGCUCGGUCGCACCCACAUCAAAGAAGUGGCAGCCAAGAGGAAGCUGGAGCUCAACAACUACGUCCACAACCUGAUGAGGAGCUCCACUGAGGUCGCCCAGUGUGACCUGGUCUACACCUUCUUUCAUCCGAUUGCACGGGAUGACAAGACAGAAGGUUUAGAUGCCACGCCCAAAGCACUAGAGCCUCCACUGAGUCCCACUUCUGGUCGGGUGGAAGGAGAAGUGAAGCUCUCAAUCUCCUACAGGAACAGCAACCUCUUCAUCAUGGUCAUGCACAUCAGGGAUCUGGUUUCUGAAGAAGGAACGGAUCCCAAUCCAUAUGUGAAAACCUACCUGCUUCCAGAUCCACACAAGACUUCCAAACGCAAGACAAAGAUCUCGAGGAAAACCAGGAACCCUACUUUCAAUGAGAUGUUGGUGUACAGCGGCUACAGCAAGGAAACCCUGGGCCUGCGGGAGCUUCAACUGAGCGUGCUCAGUGCCGAGUCGCUGCGUGAGAACUACUUUCUGGGCGGCAUCACGCUCCGACUCAAAGACUUUGACCUCAGCAAGGAGACGGUCAAGUGGUACAAACUCACGGCCGUCCCCUACUUCUAACCCCAACCCUGCCUCUCUCCCGAAGCCGGGAACGACUCUGCGUGUCCAGACAAAAGCUGCAUUCUGAUCAUAUGGGAAAGGCAGCGGAUGCGGCCUUACUUGAAAAUACCGGUCACUGCAUUUUUCAGUUCGUACAAGUACCAUUUCAGAACUUCAUUUAUUGGUUUAUUUCAAACUUGGAGGCCUGGAGAUGAAUUGAGGAUUUCUGACAUGACAGAAGUAUAAGCAGCGAGUUCUUUUUCAUUGAAAAUGUAAUAAACCAAACGGACAGUUUCCUUCACAUGAAUGAUGUUGUUAUCAAUAUUCUGAAGACAUGGAAGGUUACAGCUGCGCUUGUUGCUGAGAAACAUGCAUCAAUAACUACAUUUGUGUUGAGAUCACUAGCAGAAUUUCAGAAAGCUAUUGUUACGGCUUCAAACCAGGCUGAACACCACCCAGUCACUGCUUAUGAUAAGGACCAUGUGGCUUCAGUGGUUAUUCCCAUAUGACGUGAAUGCAGACUUAAAAACUCCUUCAGACGCACCCUGACAGAGC